Molecule: messenger RNA, 2912 nt
Organism: Paramisgurnus dabryanus
Lineage: Eukaryota; Metazoa; Chordata; Actinopteri; Cypriniformes; Cobitidae
Source: RefSeq, a predicted model, not a curated record
GGGAAAAAACGUCCGUUGAAAAGAGUGGGGUGGGGGUAAACACGUCCAGACGGCUCGGAUGAUCACAGCUCAUGCUGGUCCGUGUAUUCGGAACUGAAGUUCAUCAUUUUUACGGCAUUUUAACAGACUCGUGCACAGUGCACAUUGAGUGAACGGGACCGGGCGGCGGAUCUCUCAUCCUCUUUCUCUUCAGCAGGCUGAUAAGGAGACACAGAUGGACAACAGGAACUCAUCUGAUGACAAGCCCGUUCAGCGCUCUAAGUCUUUCAGUUUCAAGACACAGAGCGAAACGUGCGCAUCAUGUGAAAAGACCGUGUACCCAAUGGAGAAACUGGUGGCCAACAACCUCAUUUUUCACAACACGUGCUUUUGCUGCAAGCACUGCAACACCAAACUCAGUCUGGGAUCCUACGCUGCCUUGCAGGGGGAGUUCUACUGCAAGCCGCAUUUCCAGCAGCUCUUCAAGAGUAAAGGAAACUAUGACGAGGGCUUCGGCCGCAAGCAGCAUAAGGAGCUCUGGUCCUCCUCCAAGGAUGCUGAGAGCAUCACCAAGACGUCAUAAUCUUCAAUGAUUUCCAAAGCUCAACUGUCUCCUACUCCUGACCAAUGAUUACGGCCCUUUAUAUACUCUGCCCACAUACACGCUUACACUUAUUUUGAGCACACGGUUGAGUCGGCACUCUUCAUGAUAUCACACAAUCGCAGAUACCAACCUUGAUACAGUAGUUUAUAAACUUCUAUUUUUUGGAUGUUUGCUCUUGUUUAGAUCCUUUUUCAUUUUAAUUAGCCUUAGCUAGCAUCAUAUGUUUUUUUUUGUAUUUCUUUUAUACCUUAUACUGUGGAGAUAAUCCACGGUGAACGGUUAGUUGAUUGUGACCAAACUCUAUAAAUCUCCCAUUCUUGAUUUGGCAGUACUAGUAUUGGUUUGUUUGUUUUGUUGUAAGAUUGGUUCUGAGAUGAAAUGCUUGCAUGGUUUAGAUUUUACACUCAGGUAAACAAUUCUAGGGUGUUGCAUCAAAGUGAUUCUAUAAUUUUGAUUGUAAAAGUGUUUUUAUGAUUUUAUUAUUUUCCUUUUACUUGUGUUACAGCAAUCAAUACUGAUUUUAGACUAUAUGGCCUAACAGUUUUCCUUUCCAGCUUUAUUUUGCUUUGUUGGCGCAGGGUAUUUUAUCUGUGAAUCUACAGGGUACACUGUACUGUAAAUAACUCUCGUCUGAGUUUGUUUCAUCCCAUUUCCUCUUUGUUUUAUUUUGCAUUCCUGUACACUUUUCUGCCCUUUUGUUUUUAGUGGCUUAAAUAUUAUUAUACAGAUUCUGUAAGAGCGGUCUCUGCGUCGUUUUAAUCAAAUAAUACUUUAUUUAAAAAAAUCAUAAGGCUCAUUUAUAAAAUCUAAUUUUGUUAGACAGCAUUUACUUGUGAUAUUUGAGCCAUUGUUAUGCCCUUAUGCCAGUUAAUUGGGCAACAGUCUUUUAUAUUUCUUUUCUGACGCCCUCUAGUGGUUUUGGAUGAUAUUUUUUUUGUUGGACCCAACAUCAUAAUGGUCUCUUAGCUUUAGUGUCUUGAUGCCAUCUAGUGAUUUUAUAUGUCUGUACAUCUGCUUAUUAUACUCGUUUAGUCUUAGGUUGAGGAAUGACUGCAGAUAAUUUCUGCUGACCGCACAUUAUAAAGUUUUUUGAUUUCUUGCACAGGCAUUUGUACAUUGGUACCACUAAGCAGAGUGAAUGUACUUUGAUGCACUGUACUGUACUUAUAUCUGCAUGGGACCAAGCUUGUACGACAAAUUAAGAUAUUUACAGGGAACUAGGUCUCAGAGGAAAUGACAUUUUUAAGAUGCUUCACGCCAUUGCCUUUCCCCCCUUUUCCACAACUUCCUCUCAUAUCAUGGUUUUGGCUUUUUCCUGUGGGCAUCUCUGUGACAGGGUUUCAUGGGGACUUUGCGAGUACAUACUUAACAGUGUGGCUCCUAAGCAUUGCUCAGGAAUAUAGAUGGAUCACAAUGAUCCAACUGUGUAAUCCUCAGUGUUUGUUGCUAAAAGCUGUUGGUCACUUGAACUUUUAUGUUCAGAUAUUUUUUCGCACUCUAAAAUAGGCAAAUUGUAAGUGCUCAUCUGUGAAAGCUGGAGAACAGGAAGGUGGUUACUGUAAAUGUAAAUUUAAAUGAACACUUCCACAUGAGCGGUUUUAUGUGCACAUUUAUAUGUCAACGUGAAACUGUGACUUUGCAUCUCGUGAUUUGUCACUGUGGACAUUUUAUGUGACUUUAUAACCUGUGACCUUUCUAGUGGUUUGUGUAAAAAGAGCAUUGAUGUGAUGUUUCUUUUAAAGAUUGAAAGACUUUUUAAUGAUUUGGCCAUAUUUUUUUCUCUUCCUUAUAUGCUUUUAUUCUAUAAAACAAACUUUUCAAUGGACGCACAUCACUGUGUUUUACAUAAAUUUUAAAUGUAUUUGCACAGAAGUGUGCCAAGGUACAGAUUACACAAUUCCCAUGCAUACACUUGGAGUCUUUUAUAAACUACCAGAACAAAAAAGUAUAAAAGGUACGUUUCACUUUGCUGUUUUCUGAUGGAUUUCUAGUUCUUGAAGUGUGUGAGUGUGUCUUUUUAAGCGUAUGGAUAUGUAGGAUUGCAAAAGAUUAUUUUCAAAUGCAGUUUACAUUGUCCUCAUGCGUUGACUGAGCAGAGAUCAAUGCAUGCAAAGUGUAUUUUGCUAAAACUUCAUCAGCAGAACAGGUGGCCUUAAAGCAGAAGGAGGUCUUGGCUCUUAUCCUCAUCAGGUUUAAUUUUUGUCUUUGUACUUUUAUCAUCCCUCCAAUUCAACUGCUGUUCUGCCCCCCCCACCAUUUUAUUCAGUUGCACAAAUUUUCAUUUUUGUACAUGCUUUUUCGAAAAAAAUAAAUAAUUGGUAUGCUGGUG